Molecule: messenger RNA, 303 nt
Organism: Rangifer tarandus platyrhynchus (Svalbard reindeer)
Lineage: Eukaryota; Metazoa; Chordata; Mammalia; Artiodactyla; Cervidae
Source: the annotation of a GenBank genome assembly
AUGGAGGAAGAGCGGGGAGUCAGGCUCCUCAAGCUGAGUGCUGAGUUUGGUGCUUGGGGGAAAGGGGAGGGGAGGUUGAGUAUGGACUUGGAUAGUCUGAGUUGGUCUGGGCAGAGGAGCAGGUCUCUGCUGGACCUAACGCCGGAAAGAGUUUGGCUUGCAGAGGAAAUGGAGGGGACGAGGAAGCUUAUUUGGCUUCAGCAGCAAGAUGAAGCUAUCCCCAUAAAGAGGUGUGGGGGUGGGGGAGAUCCGAGGAGAGCAGGGGGCAGUGACAAGAAACAGGAUUGGGAUCACAGGGCUUAG